This is a messenger RNA of Helianthus annuus (common sunflower), 564 nucleotides long. RefSeq lists its product as uncharacterized. The record is from RefSeq and is a predicted model, not a curated record. The coding region runs from base 1 to 564 and encodes 187 amino acids. NCBI's taxonomy places the organism in Eukaryota, Viridiplantae, Streptophyta, Magnoliopsida, Asterales, Asteraceae. The transcript is spliced from 2 exons.
AUGGUUUAUCCGAUCCGAAUUCUUAAAAGAGGUGAAAAGUUGAAGUCGGAGGAUAAGCCGAAAUCGAUUUUCGAGAUUGUCGAAUCUUCUAAGUCUCACAAGACUUCAAAGUUUUACCCCAAAGCAAAAGUUUUUGAAAAUCAAUCGUGGAUCGUGAAAUCUAAACCGACAGUUGAAAUCAAGAAAAUGGAAAGUGUUUUGAAAAAUGAGUCAAAUCUUGUUAAGGAUGAUGUUGUUGAGUUUGAGACUGAGCUUGAUAAGUUUUUGUCAGAAUUUCCCACAAUUAACAACAAAAUAAAACAAGAUGUCAAAGAAAAAGCUUCAAAUGGGCUGCCCAAGUCUGUUCUUUCGAGGUGGAUAAUGGACAGUGGAGCAUCACGCCACAUGACUGGGUCAUUAGCUCUCUUGUAUGAUGUCAAGGCUAUAAAUGGAAGCUACGUGGGGUUUGCUGGAAACCAAGGUGGCAGAAUUGUCGGCCAGGGAAAGCUUACCAACGGCAUGAUAUCUUUUGACAAAGUGAACUACAUUGUAGAGUUGACAAACAAUUUUUUAAGCAUAUCAUAA